Messenger RNA from Cottoperca gobio, 4021 nucleotides. RefSeq names its product NLR family CARD domain-containing protein 3-like. The record is from RefSeq and is a predicted model, not a curated record. Gene Ontology annotation, molecular function: protein binding. Lineage: Eukaryota; Metazoa; Chordata; Actinopteri; Perciformes; Bovichtidae.
GUGCACAACCCCAUCCCAACGGUGAAGCGUGGAGAGCUUCACUCACCUCCACGCUUCACCGUUGUUGCAUUUAGUCAAAAAGAAACAUUGAAUAGUGAAACCAGGUUGUAUAUGCAUGCCACAGGAACCUUUUUCGCAGAUUUCCACAACAGUUUGGAGGUAGAAGUAUCUGAAGCCAGCGCAUAAUAUAUGCACACUUCCACUGUGCAAUGAUUGGUUCACAAAUACUUUCCGAGGUAAGAACGGAUGUCAAAGAUUCACUUUGAAGAAACAGCUCCGUCUUGAAAAACAACAACCUUUGAAGAUGGACGCUGCAGAGCAGACUGAGAAGUGUGCAGACGGGCCACGGUUGCCUGCGUCGUCCUGCCUGUCCAUGAAAAGCAACGACUCCAUGAACAUUCGUCAUGACUUCACUAAAGAGGCUGAUCACUCAGUUUACUUUCCUGCUUCGUCCUGUGCGUCCAUGAAAAGUGACGACUCCAUGAACAUUCGUCAGGACUUCACCAAGAAAGAUGCCGAGAGCAGUCCACUUCGUUUGGAGAAAUCAAAUUCUCCUGCUUCAUCCUGUGCGUCCAUGAAAAGCAACGACUCCAUGAACAUUCGUCAGGACUUGAGCAAGGAAAACUCUGAGAGGGACCAACACGACUGUCCUGUCUUGAUGGAUGGACAUGCUAUAUUUCAGUUGGUGGAAGCACACAGCAAGAAGAUUUUGCUGAGCGAGCUUAAAAGGUAUGAAAAGAUGCUGUUUCCACGUCCAUCACAAUGUUGUGAGAGUGAAGAUGUCACUACUGACGGGGUCACUACUCACGAUGUGACCGGUGCCAGUGAGGGUGUUCUGAAGAUCACAUUGCAUGUCUUAAAGGAAAUGGGCCAUAUAGGGCUCGCUAACCACCUGGAGAAACACAUUUACGGUGAGCUUGAUGUCUGCCAGCGCAAACUCCGACACAAAUUGAAGAAGUUUGAAUACAUUAACGAGGGAGCGGCACAGCACGGGACCCGGACGCUUCUCAACAAGGUGUACACUGAGCUCUACAUCACAGAGGGAGUCAGUGGGGCCGUUAAUAAUGAACAUGAGGUCAGGCAGAUCGAGGCCGCCAACAGGAGACGAGUAACGGAAGACAAGCCAAUCAAGGUGGAAGACCUCUUCCAGCCUCUGCUCGGACAAGACUGCUUCAUCAGAACCGUUCUGACCAAAGGAAUCUCUGGCAUUGGGAAAACCAUCUCCGUGCAGAAGUUUAAUCUGGAAUGGGCGGAGGAAAGAGUUAACCAGGAUAUCCAACUCCUAAUUAAUCUUCCAUUUCGGGAGCUGAAUCUGAUGUUGGAGAAACGUCUCACGCUGACGCAGCUUCUUCAUCACUUCCUCGCAGAAGCAAAAGAAUCGGGAGUUUCAAAUUUUGACAAAUACAAGGUGCUACUGAUAUUUGACGGGUUGGACGAGUGCCGGCUUCCGCUGAACUUUGACCACAACGCGCCGUGCCGCAGUGCCUCCGAGCCGGCUUCAGUGGAUGAACUUCUGACAAACCUCAUCCGGGGCAACCUGCUGCCCUCUGCACACAUCUGGAUUACCUCCAGGCCCGCAGCUACAACACUCAUUCCAGUUGCUCUCGUCAACCGCGUGACAGAGAUACGAGGGUUCAACGACCCCCAGAAGGAGGAGUACUUCCGGAAGAAGAUCACUGAUCAAAACAUGGCCGGUAGAGUCAUCUCUCACGUUAAGUCCACCAGGAGCCUCCACAUCAUGUGUCACAUACCAGUGUUCAGCUGGAUAUCUGCCACCGUUCUGCAGAGAAUGUUACAGGAUCAGGUCUCAGGAGAAAUGCCGAAGACUCUGACUCAAAUGUACACCAACUUCCUGAUUUACAACUCGUUGACCAGAACUCGAAAGUAUUCGGCAGAACAAGAGGAAGCCCAGGAGAAAAUGGAUGAAGAGAAGAUCUUGAAGCUUGGAAAACUGGCCUUUGAGCACCUGAUGAAAGGCAACAUGAUCUUCUAUGGGAAUGAACUGACUGAGUACAACAUCAACGUUGCUGAUGCUGCAAUAUAUUCAGGCGUGUUCACACAGACCUCUGAGAAUGACUUCGGGUUUCAUCUGGAGAGGGUCUACUGCUUUGUGCAUCUCAGCAUUCAGGAGUUUUUUGCCGCAAUGUACAUUUUUCACACAUUUGUCUGCUUCAAUCAGAACCUGCUGGACCCACAGGACACCGCCACUGUCCAAGAGGCUCCCAGUGACGCGACUGACCUUCUCAAGAGCGCAGUGGACAAGGCUCUGCAGAGCGACAACGGACACCUGGAUCUUUUUCUGCGUUUCCUUCUGGGCCUCUCGCAGACGUCCAAUCAGAGGUUGUUGCAGAGUGUUCUGAUCACGAUGCGGAGCAGUUCACAGAGAAACGAGGAAAUCGUCGAGCACAUCAAGGAGAAGAUCAGGCAGAACCUGUCCCCGGAAAGAUGCAUCAAUCUCUUCCACUGCCUCAGUGAGCUGAACGAUCAAUCUCUCGUGGAGGAAAUGCAGAAGUACCUGAGCUCCGGUUGUUUGUCAGACACCCAGCUAUCCCCGUCACAGUGGUCCGCUCUGGUCUUUGUGUUGCUGACCUCAAAGGAAGAGUUGGAAGAGUUUGACUUGAGGAAAUAUUCAAGAUCAGAGGAAGGUCUUCGGAGGCUGUUACCAGUGAUCAAAGAAUCCAGAGUUGUCUUACUUAAAGAAUGCAACCUCACAGAGAAAUGCUGCCAAGCGCUUGGAGCCGUUCUAAGCAAUUCAUGUGUGAAAGAGUUGGACCUAAGUGAUAAUGAGCUCCAAGACGCAGGAGUCCAGCUGCUGUCUGCUGGACUGGCGAGUCCAACAUGUCAGCUGGAAAAACUGAGGCUGCCGUUCUGUGGAAUCACAGAGAUUGGCUGCGGCUAUUUGGCUACAGCUCUGAAAACCAACCCCGUCUACCUGAAGGAGCUGGACCUGAGCUACAAUCAUCCAGGACGAGCGGGGGAGGAGAUGUUGACCUGCUUACAGAAGGACCUUGAACACCUCACUGUCAGCUUGACUGGCAAUGCGGAGUGCUACUUAAAAUCAGCUCUGAAGAAAUACGCAUGUGAGCUCACUUUGGAUGUGAAUACUGCCCAUUCACACUUGUCUUUGUCUGAAAACAACAAAAAAAUGACGCGACUGGAAACGGAUCAGCCGUAUCCCGACAGCCCGGAGAGAUUCACAGACUGGGGGCAAGUUCUUAGUAAAGAGGGUCUGUCUGCGCGUUGCUACUGGGAGCUGGAGUGGACCGGGGAGUGGACCGGUAUAGGAGUGGCUUAUAAAGGGAUCAGCAGGAAAGCAAAAGGGAACGAUUGCGUCAUGGGCUACAACGAUCAUUCAUGGAGUCUGCGCUACUGUCACGGCAAAUACACAGUCUGGUACAAUAAGAGUGACUCGUACAUAUCGGCGCCAUACUUCAACUCCAAAAGGCUCGGCGUGUUCCUGGACUGGUCAGCUGGCACUCUGUCCUUCUACGCUGUGUCAGCAAACACCAUGACGCAUCUGCAUACGUUCCACGCUGACUUCUCUGAGCCACUGUAUCCAGGCUUCAGGCUGGGCUUUCCAGGUUCUUCAUUAAGUCUAUGCCAGCCAGAAUACCCCUAAUCAUCCACUAAAUAUGUUCAUAAAACGUGUGCAUGGUGUUCCUAUCAUUAGUUUUCUAAUAAAAGAAUAGUCAACACAUGGGACAACCUCUGGGUCUUGCAUUCUCUCUAUUGGCCAGCAGGGGGCGACUCCCCUGGUUUUCCCUUCUUUUUUUUUUAUUGCAAGUUUUGAGUCUUCAUUACAGCAUGAUGCUCAUUUUGUAAAUGAUGCUCGCAUUUAAAGUAAAAUGGACAAAGUAGUGUCUUCUGGGUGUGAGUGACAGCUCGCUACCUCAGUGUUGUCCGGACUAUGUGCUCUGUGUGUUUCCAUCUUAACAACUUUAACACGUUCAGUGUGUGUGUGUGUGUGUGUGAUUUUGAAACAAUUGACUUUCAAGGAAAUACACACCAAAUAAAAUUCUCA